AAUAUGGAAUUUAGUUAGUUACGUCUGAUAACCCUACUGUCGUUUAACAACGGUGACUGCCGUAGUGUUUUGGAUGUUGGAAUGAAAUUUCAUUUUUGUUUUUUUUGUAAACAUACCUUCAUGAUAUUGUUUACACAUUCAAAUACCUGGGCCUUAAGUGGCGUAAGGCCAAUAAAUACACCAAAGUCAUCGUGAAUAUUAGAUGGCAACUACCGCUGCACCAACCUCAUCUCAGCCACUACCAGGUGCAUAGAAGUUGUUGAAUAAAUCUUACAUUUUUAAAGAAAUUGAAAGAAAAAAAAACAUUGCGAAAAUUCUAUAUUUUUAAAAAUAGCCUUAUAUUUUGCUUCUUUGCUUGGUUGAUCUACCACUGACGUGUUAGUUGAAAUUUUUAGAAAAAUUGAAGUGGUCUGUCUUUUCAUAUUUAUGAGAAAAGAUAUUCAUCUGCUCUAAGUCAAAUAUUACUUUUUUCUAAUGGAAAGAUUAUUGGGAGGUACUGAUACUAGUAAAGCAAUAAAAAAGAGAAAACCUGGUAUCAAAGACUCUGAUGAAGAAGAAGGCCAAGGGCCCAAAUAUACUAGAAUGGAUGAAGAUAAUAUGCAGGAUAAAGAACGAUUUGCGAGGGAGAAUCACAGCGAAAUUGAGCGUCGACGCCGCAAUAAAAUGACGAGUUACAUAUCAGAACUAUCAGAAAUGGUUCCUACUUGUAGCGCCUUGGCGAGAAAACCAGACAAAUUGACCAUUUUAAGGAUGGCUGUUGCUCAUAUGAAGACCCUGAGAGGCACAGGCAAUACUAGUUCAGAUGGUACAUAUAGGCCAUCUUUUUUGACAGAUGAAGAAUUGAAGCACUUAAUUUUAGAGGCAGCUGAUGGCUUCCUAUAUGUCAUUUCUUGUGGGGAUUCUGGUCGAGAUACAGGACGCAUUAUUUAUGUUUCUGACUCCCUGUCAUCUGUGCUAAAUCAAUCUCAGGCUGAUUGGUUCAAUGCAUGUAUUUUUGAUCUCGUUCAUCCGGAUGACAUUGAUAAAGUCAGGGAGCAACUUUCAACUCAGGAAUCUCCAAAUGCUGGGAGAAUAUUGGAUCUGAAAACUGGCACUGUAAAGAAAGAAGGUCACCAAUCUUCCAUGCGUCUGUGUAUGGGCUCUAGAAGAGGUUUCAUCUGUCGCAUGAAGAUUGGCAAUCUCCAACCAGAUGCCAUGUGUUCAGGCCAUUUGCAUCGCCUUCGAGAGCGAAACAGCUUGGGUCCAUCUACUGACGGCAAUGCAUAUGCAGUUGUACAUUCAACUGGUUAUAUUAAAACAUGGCCUCCAACAGAUUUUUUACCACCAGGUGUACAAAUUGACCGAAUGGACCCAGAAGAUGGACAUGGUGGGAGCCAUUGUUGUCUUGUUGCGAUUGGUCGGCUUCAAGUUACAAGCACACCCAACAAUAGUGAUCUAAUGGGUUCAAAUUCAUCUAGUGAAUUCAUUUCUCGCCACAGUGCUGAUGGAAAAUUCACUUUUGUUGAUCAAAGAGUUCAAGGUGUUUUGGGCUAUCAACCAGAAGAACUUUUAGGCAAAACUUGUUUUGACUUUUUCCAUCCAGAGGAUCAAACUCACAUGAAGGAAAGUUUUGAACAAGUUCUUAAAUUAAAAGGUCAAGUGAUGUCUGUCAUGUACCGGUUCAGAGCAAAAAAUAGAGAUUGGACGUGGCUGCGAACUAGCAGUUUUGUUUUUCUCAAUCCCUACACAAAUGAUAUGGAGUAUGUUGUCUGUAAGAAUUCUUGUGCUAAAACACUUCACCACCAACAAGAAGUAUCUGUCUCAGGUACUGAUCCGGGUCCUGUUAGUUCCUCAGGGGAAAAUGCUAUGAAUCAAUACAGUCACAUGGGUCCUGGAAAUUUACUAUCUUCUCAAACAAAGCCAGAAGGGCUUGAUUACAGUUUACCUAGGUCAGAAGUCUAUCCUUCUGUAGUACCUCGAGCUCACCAUCCAGGAACUCAAGGUAUUCAGGAAAGACGUCCAGGUUCAGGUCAAUCUGUUUAUUCAAAUUAUGAAAAUAGUGGGCAGCAACAUUCUGGUCUGAGUUAUCCGACCACAAGUGUUGGAAGUGGUGCUGGAAGUUUGGGAAGUUCACUUGCACAAACACCUCCAUCUGCAGUUCCCAGCGGCGGUGGAGUCUUGACUCGCAUAUCGAAACCUGCUACAACUUCAUCCUCCUCAUCCCCACAAGCUGUAUGGGUUCAGAGGCAUCUCGCACAAGCAAAUUCAGAAGCAUUUGGUCAGAAUUAUAAUCAAAUGAAUUCUCCAGCACGAAGUCCAUCUGGUCCAACGUAUACACAGUUGGGAUCUACACCAGGUCCAAGAGGAAUCUGGGGACAUUGGCAAAGCCAAGGCACACCCGAAGGACCCUCUUCAUCGACAUCUUCCGGAAGCCACCCUCAGGCUCACGGUGCUCCUGGAAGUGGACCACAGCAACAAGAGCUAUCUGACAUGUUACAAAUGCUCGACCAGAGUGGAGCAUCAUCCUUCGAAGAGUUAUCAAUGUUUAAUACAUUUCCAGAAUAAUCUGCAAGGAUCUCCUUUUCUUGCAAGUGUACAAAAUGUAGAGUGCAUUCCCAGCACUUGAUCAUUUGCCAUAAUUUUUAAUUGAACUAUUUCAUGUGUCAUGACUUUUAUAUUUCAUACAUUUCCAGAUGUAUAGCAUUUAUCUGAACUUUCAUUUUGUAGAGUGAUUAUACAUUUCCACAUUUUGUGAAAAGUCUCACAACUAUGGACCAGUGAAACAAAGAACUGUACUUACUGUCAUAAGUGUAUGCAAAAGAGAAAAAAAAUCUCAAACUGAAAUCAAUAUAUGUUGAGGCAGAUCUGAAUCAAAAUCAAAAAUAAGUUUUAUUUUUGCCAUAAUAUUCUUUUAUUUAUAUUUUUUUGUUAAUUUUGUGCAUUUAAAUUAUAUGAUGUGGUAUCUUGAGGAAACUAACAUUCCAUUAGAUGGGAACCUAUUUUGCCCGGUAUAAUUUUGCCCUAUGAAUGCCUCUUUUUGGGGAUGCAAGUUCUCAAUUUAUUAAUUAUAAAUAAAUUUAAUGAAUGUUUAUUCAGAGCUGCCAACUCAACCAGAUUUUCCUCUAGGCUGCUAGAUUUUGCCAGUUAUCUAAAAUUAAUAUNAUUUUCCUUUUGAAAAAAUUCUCUUAAGAUUAUAAAAUUUAAAAAAGGAAAAUCCUAUUACAAUAGAUAUUUUACUCAGUACCCUCUAAAAUGAGUGAAAUAUCUAAUUAACAGUUGAAAUUAUGAUUAAAAAAUAACAUUUUAUAUUAACUUAUUUACUGUCAAUCAUGAAUCCAAAAAUAUUGCAAUCAAUUUAAAUUUAUAGCCAUUUGUAUAACAUUGCUUUAAAUUUUAUUGCCCAUGUAAACUCCUUGUUUUUAAAAUAUUUCUGAUAUUAACCCAAAAGUUGAUAUGAAAUUUACAUAAUUUUUAAUCUGUUUUUUCCCCUGUUCAUGUUGGCAGCUUUAAUAUUAUUUUUUAAUUAAAAUUUUGAAUCUGUUCUAUUUUUUGUGUUAGAAAGGUUCUUCAUAAACCUGUGAUUUUUUUUAAAAAAAUUAUUUGAAUUCUUAUAUGAAAGAAAAUGUAAAAUUGAACUUAACCCAUAAACUGACAAAACAAAACUGUGUUAUACUUUUCUUGUGAAGCAUUGUUUAUUUUCCCCCUUUCAUAUUUUUUGGUGAAAUCGACAGCUCUGCUCUGAAGUUCCCUUUCAUCCAAAACAGAAUGAAGGAGAGAAUACUGCAUUAUCUUGAUGCUGUCCAUAAUUUUCAUUCUAUCUUUGUUCUUAUAAACAUGCUUAUUUUUCUCUGUCAAAUUUUAUAAUUAUCAACAAUUUGAUGUGUGUUAUUAAUCAUAAAUGAAUUGCAAAAUGUAUAAUUUUACUUGUUUUAAUCUUGUGUUGCGAAUGCAAUAGAAAUAAAGAGCUCUAAUGUUUGUCAGUAUGAAUCCAAUUUAUGAAUUAUUUUUAUUUGUUAGAAUACUUGUUAUAAUAUUCUUAUUUUUUUAAAAAUAUUUCAGAACUUGCUAAAAGCUGUGAAAAAUUGAAAUUUCAUGAAUAUUGUAUGUAGUAUGCAAUUAUUGCUCUGUGAAUUAAAAAAAAAAACUGUAGUAAUGAUACUGAUUAUUCUAUUCUCAAUCUGUACUACCAUCAGAAAGUGUGUUUUUUUUUUCUUUCUCAAAUUUUACGAUAAUUGAAGUUUACAAUGUAUUAUAUUUAAAUGAAAGGAUUUUUUUUCCUUAUUGACAAUUGACUCCUUAUAAUUUGUUGAGUAAAAGUUACCUUUUCUGUAAUAGAAAAAAAUACUUUUCCAAUAAAAUGAAAAAAAGAAUGCAGUCAUGUCGACAAAUGUUUUUAAAUUGGAAACGCCGAGUUAAUCAGAAUGUUAUUUAUGAGCUACCAAUGUUUAAUAAUUGUUUAUUUUUCACAUUGAACUAUUAGUUUCUUUAUAUUUUAAUUUUAAGUAAUGUUUUAUUAUAUGUUUAAAAUCUUUUUUAUAUACAUUAAAUACUUCAUUAAAAAUUGUUCAAUUCAUUUGAGCAAAAAUUCUGCACUUCACCUACAAAUUCUUUUAUUUUUAAAUCUGGAAAAUUGAAAAAUAUAUAUAUUCAUUUGUUUUAUUAACGUUUUCUUUUGUAUUUAAAAAAUUAUAGGCGUAUAACUUAGAUAAAAAAAAAAAUUUAAAAAAUUAUUUUUUUGUUAACUAAACUGGUGAAUUGUAUCAUAAAAUCUAUGUUCUAGCUAUUAUGUUGGUUUCUAAAAACAUUAAAAUUUUCCAUUAAUAUAGUUUUGUUGUUGGGAAAAUUAAAUUCUAAAUUAUCUUAUUAAUGAUAUUUAUUGAUAAUAAUUUUAAAUUAUUUGUGAAUAUCUUUUUAACAAAUUAUUAUAAAUUUGUUAGUAAAAAUGUAUUUAUUUGUAUAAUUUUUUUAAGGAUAACUUCUUAUCAAUGCCUGUACAAGAGUUGCUGAUUUCAAUGCAAUAAAACUGUACACAUUUUGUAAA
Parasteatoda tepidariorum (common house spider) is the source of this 5020-nucleotide messenger RNA. It is a transcript of the gene tgo, whose product is annotated as Aryl hydrocarbon receptor nuclear translocator homolog tgo. Gene Ontology annotation, biological process: regulation of DNA-templated transcription. Gene Ontology annotation, molecular function: DNA-binding transcription factor activity; protein dimerization activity. Gene Ontology annotation, cellular component: transcription regulator complex; nucleus; cytoplasm. NCBI's taxonomy places the organism in Eukaryota, Metazoa, Arthropoda, Arachnida, Araneae, Theridiidae. The record is from RefSeq and is a predicted model, not a curated record.